Messenger RNA from Carya illinoinensis, 552 nucleotides. RefSeq lists its product as uncharacterized. Lineage: Eukaryota; Viridiplantae; Streptophyta; Magnoliopsida; Fagales; Juglandaceae. Bases 1 to 552 code for a protein of 183 amino acids. The transcript is spliced from 2 exons. The record is from RefSeq and is a predicted model, not a curated record.
AUGGAGAAGGAAAAAGUGACAAGACCUCUUGAUAGUGUGGAAGAACCAGAGAUCUCUUUGGCUGUCAUUGCUGGCACUCCUACUGUUAGACCAAUGAGGUUGACGAGAAGUAUUAUGGGUGAACAGUUGGUGAUACUGGUGGAUUUAGGUAGCUCACACAACUUCAUAGACUCAACUUUGAUUCCAAAAUGGAAGCUGCGAGUGGAUUCUUCUAUUACAUUAAGGGUGAAGGUGGCUAAUGGCCAAUGCCUUAAGGGUGGAGGAUUAUACAAAAUAGUAAAGCUAAAGUUUAUAGUUGAAGAAAUUGACCAUUUAGGCCAUAUCAUUAAUUCUGAAGGUGUAAUGGAUGAUGUUUCUAAGAUUGCUACCAUGUUGGAGUGGCUUGAGCCUAAAAAUGUGAAGUCUCUACAGGGAUCCAUAGGGCUAACUGGAUACUAUUGGAAGUUUAUAAAUGGCUAUGGAAUUAUAGCAGACCCCUUGACAAACUUGCUGAAAAAGAAUUCUUUUUCUUGGAGUUCGGAGGCAAAUAGGGCAUUUGGGGAAAUUAAAUAG